UAAAACUUAUAUAAACAAAGGUCCUUUAUUUGUAGCUCUGAUUCGGAGCAAGACACUCCGGCUUACAAGUGUGCAGAGCUUUAUUCAUAUUGUUUACUCAAUAUGGAAGUUUUUAAAAAUCUGAUGAUCUUACAAGUACUGAAGCAGCAGUGAAUGAAGAUGAUGGUGAAUACUAAGGUACUUUUCAGGCUAAAUGAGGAAAUAACACCUGUCCAGGUUUCCGUGAAUCAGCAGUGCCCCAGAAAGUGCUUCCCUUCUUGAAACUCCAGGGAAGUAUUGGAAUGAAAAGAACUUGAAGAGGGAGCCUAGCCAAACAGAGAUUUUUGAACUUUGGUAGGCUAGCUGAAGCAGAGUUUUAGCACAAACACAAAUCAAAGUCUGUGUGUUCUUAAAAGCAGCAUUUUCAUAACUAAGAAAUAUCAAGAUUUAAAUCAUAAAUACUUUGGAACACUCAGAAGAACAACAUGGGAGAAACUGAGAAAAUUGAAACCCAUAGAAUAAGAUGUUUUUCCAAGUUAAAGAUGUUUCUGCUGGCAAUAACAUGUGCAUUUAUAUCCAAAACACUAUCUGGAUCUUAUAUGAAUUCCAUGCUCACACAAAUAGAGAGACAAUUCAACAUCCCGACAUCACUAGUUGGAUUUAUUAAUGGGAGUUUUGAGAUUGGAAAUCUUUUUUUGAUUAUAUUUGUGAGUUAUUUUGGAACGAAAUUUCACAGACCUAGAAUGAUUGGUGUUGGAUGUGCUGUUAUGGGCCUUGGGUGUUUCUUACAGUCUCUACCUCAUUUCCUCAUGGACCGGUAUGAAUAUGAAUCUACAGUUUUAGGCAAUUUGUCCUCAAACAGUUUCUUGUGUAAUGAAAAUGGAACCCAGAUUUUCAGACCAACAGAAGAUCCAUCAGCAGAGUGUGUGAAGGAAGUUAAAUCAUUAAUGUGGGUGUAUGUACUAGUAGGAAAUAUGAUACGUGGAAUUGGUGAAACUCCCAUCAUGCCUUUGGGUAUUUCCUACAUAGAAGAUUUUGCCAAAUCUGAAAACUCUCCUUUAUAUAUUGGGUUUGUAGAAACAGGAGCUAUCAUUGGUCCUUUGUUUGGACUUUUGUUAGCGUCAUUCUGUGCAAAUGUUUAUGUUGACAUCGGAUCUGUAAACACAGAUGAGCUGACUAUCACUCCAACUGAUACUCGUUGGGUUGGUGCAUGGUGGUUUGGCAUUUUGAUUUGUGCAGGAGUGAAUGUGCUCACGGCCAUUCCUUUUUUCUUUUUGCCCAAAACGCUUGCAAAGGAAGGAUCAAAGGAUAAUGCUAACAUCGUCAAAAAUGACAAAGAAGAGAAACAAAAAGAAGUCAAGAAGGAAAAUGAUGGAAUUACUAAAGAUUUUUUACCAUUCAUGAAGAGUCUUUUUUGCAACCCAGUUUACAUGCUUUUUUUGCUAAUAAGUGUGGUACAGUUCAAUGCAUUUAUUAAUAUGAUGUUCUUCAUGCCUAAAUAUGUGGAACAGCAAUAUGGAAAGUCAACUUCAGAAGCAAUCUUUCUAAUUGGUAUUUACAACUUACCUCCAAUAUGCAUUGGAUAUCUUUUCGGCGGAUUAAUGAUGAAAAAGUUCAAAAUUACUGUCAAACAAGCUGCCCACAUAGCAUGUUGUUUAUCUUUCAUUGACUUCCUUCUCUACUUUUCGUGUUUUUUCAUGGUCUGUGAUAAUUCUUCAGUUGCUGGCAUAACCACCGGUUAUAAAGGAAUGCAACAAGAUUUACACAUUGGAAAUGCCAUCCUUGAUGAUUGCAACAUGGAUUGCAACUGUCCAGCUAAAACAUGGGACCCCGUGUGUGGAAGCAAUGGUUUGUCAUAUAUGUCAGCUUGUCUUGCUGGUUGUGAGACAUUUGUUGGAACAGGACUGAACAUGGUGUUCCAUAACUGUAGCUGCAUUCAAACCUUAGGAAAUUCAUCUGCAGUUCUUGGGCUGUGCGACAAAGGACAUGACUGUUCCAUGAUGCUCCAGUACUUUUUAAUCCUGUCGUCAGUCAGCAGUUUCAUUUACUCUUUAUCUGCCAUACCUGGAUACAUGGUUCUCCUGAGGUGUAUUAAGCCUGAAGAGAAGUCUCUUGGUGUGGGAUUACAUGCAUUUUCCACAAGAAUAUUUGCUGGAAUCCCUGCACCUAUAUAUUUUGGAGCUUUAAUGGACUCCACAUGUUUACAUUGGGCAACUUUUAAAUGUGGUGAGUCAGGAGCAUGCAGGAUAUAUGAGUCCACUAACUUCAGACACCUCUACCUUGGAUUGCCAGCAGCACUAAGAGGAUUAAGCUAUAUUCCAGCCAUUUUUAUCCUAAUUAUUUUGAGGAAGUAUCGUAUACCUGGUGAAAAUACCACUUCAGGAACUGUGCCUGCAGAGGCAAAGGUUACAGGGAAUGAGGGCCAAGAAAUGGACCAAACUUGCAAAAUUUUGAAUAAUAAUGUAUUGAACACUAAAAUGUAAUAUCCUAUUAUUCAUGUUUCCCAGAGUUGGAGAACACACUAUAACUUAAUUGUUUGUAAAAAUCAAUAGAGGUACUGCAGGUAACCUUUUCUUGUCUUAGAACCUAAAAAAAGUUUUUUUUACUUAAGGUAAAAAGAAAAAAGUUCACUGAUGGUAUUUCUGAGCCAUCAACGGCACUUGAGGUUUUCCUUAGAUGGACAUUUAUAACAACCUUAAGAACUGGAGAUUAGAGCCAGCUUUAUUAUUUAAAAAUAUUUUGUUAAUCUUCGCCCAAGAAUCUAUUUCUAUUAAUUUCUUUAGAUAGGAAGGGA
Molecule: messenger RNA, 2773 nt
Organism: Myotis brandtii (Brandt's bat)
Lineage: Eukaryota; Metazoa; Chordata; Mammalia; Chiroptera; Vespertilionidae
Gene: SLCO1A2
Product: solute carrier organic anion transporter family, member 1A2
Exons: 17
Coding region: 465-2462 (665 amino acids)
Biological process (GO): bile acid and bile salt transport; transmembrane transport; sodium-independent organic anion transport
Cellular component (GO): membrane
Molecular function (GO): bile acid transmembrane transporter activity; protein binding
Source: RefSeq, a predicted model, not a curated record